CACUGUUAAAAAUCUGAACCUCAUAACUCAAAUCAACCUGAACGGUUGUUGCUCUCACAGAUGUUUCCCUGGUCGGUGGUGUUCUCCCUGGAGCCCAAGGUUCCCGGCCAGCGCACUCCAGAGGAGCUGGUGACCAACACUUUGAUGCUGGAGCUGGGCGCCAUGGUGAAGCGUACCGAGCGGAUCCGUCUGGAGAAGGCAGCAGAGACUCGCAGACGGCGCAACUCUUCCUCUGCAGACUACAGCUGGCUGGCGGGGCCUCAGCCACACGUCCCCUACGAGCUCACGCCAGGAGACGUGCUGGAGCUGCAGGAGCUCUGCGCUCAGAUCCCACCUCAACAGUGCGGCCCGGUCAUUGUCAGGUUCAGGAAGCUGGUGUCAGAGUUUGAGCCGGAGGUGCAAGAUGUCCCCAAACUGUUCCGGGGCGUCCUAAGAAACUGCCUUGAUGAGCUUCAAGGAGACGCAGAGCUCCAGAAUCGGGUGAACCGUUGGGAAAAACAGCGCAGCAAGAGUCUCUCCUUCGUCACGUUUCGAUCCAAGUUCCGCACCCUGAACCGUGGGAGGGGAAGCUUCGGUGGUUCCCGCAACAACCUGCAAGAGGAAAACACAUGGUCCGAUGAAGAAGAGGAAGCAGCCGAGCAGGUGACAACCGCCAUGCGCACCAGGAAGGGACGGAGCCUCAGCAUGCCAGAGAUCACUCCUCUUGAGCAGGCAGCCCAGAGCUGAAGGAAAAGAUGGAGGAAAGAGGAGAGAAGGAUUUGAAGAGCUUGAAGGAAAUGUAGCCUUCGAGGAAA
This is a messenger RNA of Puntigrus tetrazona (Sumatra barb), 794 nucleotides long. RefSeq names its product RD3 domain-containing protein. NCBI's taxonomy places the organism in Eukaryota, Metazoa, Chordata, Actinopteri, Cypriniformes, Cyprinidae. The record is from RefSeq and is a predicted model, not a curated record. The coding region runs from base 61 to 726 and encodes 221 amino acids. The transcript has 2 exons.